AUGCUGAAUCCAGUGGAUACUAAGCAAGCUUGGCUGGGGAUUGAAGUUGACGUCCAGGAAGACAAGGUGCUGACCAAACAGCAAUUGAUCAAGAAGGGCCAGGGUGAGAAGGAUGACAUCUUUGUGCUUGGGUAUGCAAGUUCGUGGUCAUCAUCAGACAAAUCAGACAAGCCAGCUGCCAAGAAAGCCAGGACUACAGAACCAGACAAAGAUGCUUCAGGCUCUGCUGCUGGGAAUUCCGAUCCAUCAAAUUUGUCUUCUUCGUUUGCGCAGGUCGCAUGGAAUUUCAUGGAGGGGCUCGGGUUGUUCUUCUAUGGCACCGUUGCUAUCGAAGGAUCUGGCAACUCAGUUCCUUUGGUGGCAGAAAGACAUGAGGGCCAAGGGCCCUUUCUCCCGUGGCAGGUGUUUGGGAAAGGUUGGGACACGUUGAUGGCAUCCGAAAUGCCAUGCCUGGCGUUCGUUGUCCCUGCAGUGAAAAAGGGAAAAAGUGGAAAGGGAGACAAAAUGAAAACGCAUCAGUUUCUCAAGGAGCAAGGGUCAUCUGAACCUUCAGGAAAGUCCAAGUCUGCUGAGGGAAAGGAUAUUGCUGAGCAAGCAGUCAUGGGCAAGGCAGCUGUCAAAAGGAAGGCAAAGAGAAAAGCUACCACAAAAGAGUCCAAGAACGAGCAAAAGUUGUCCGAUGCAAUCACUUUCGUCGAGGCACCGCUGUUGGUCUUUGAUGCUUCUUCCACCUUGAAGAUUUUCCUAUCAGACGGCCGUGAACCUUUGCAAAUCCAAUGCCCCAGACUCCUGAUGAACACGGAAGCGUUGAUGUUGGCAAAGGCACACCACAUUUUCAACAACAACCUCUCGCCAGUGGACGACAAGGAUGCCAUUCAGUCCAUCAAUGACAAUGGAUUCUACAUCCCCGUCAGGAAAUAUGAUGACAAGUGGUAUGUGUCCUUGAACCGCGGAUUCACGCCGGCAGAACAAGUAAAACAAGCAGAGAAGUCCACUGAAGCAGAGGACAUUGCCUUGACGGACAAGCAUAACGAAGCACUUCGUCAAUGGGGGGACUUGUCCGUAUGGCAGGGGUGCGUGGAUGUGGUGACCAAGCACUUGGGGGCGGAAUCUUCUUCGGCCCGGGCACAGCGUGGAAGCAAGGUGUCCAAAGAUCUCAAACAUCUGACUAGCUGA
Cladocopium goreaui is the source of this 1176-nucleotide messenger RNA. NCBI's taxonomy places the organism in Eukaryota, Dinophyceae, Suessiales, Symbiodiniaceae. The record is from the annotation of a GenBank genome assembly.